Molecule: messenger RNA, 1201 nt
Organism: Solanum tuberosum (potato)
Lineage: Eukaryota; Viridiplantae; Streptophyta; Magnoliopsida; Solanales; Solanaceae
Exons: 1
Coding region: 100-786 (228 amino acids)
Source: RefSeq, a predicted model, not a curated record
CUAGUAUAUACAUAACAAGGAGAGAGUAAAGAUACCAAAGACUAGGCAACAACAUAUCUUCCUCUUCCACUUUUCAUUUUCUCCCUUCAUCAAGAAUCAAUGGCUUCUACUCUUACUACUCCAACUCCAACUCCAACAAAUGAUGUUGAUGAUCAUCAAAGUCAUGACACCACAUUCUCAACCCCAUUUUUCCGGCCACCACCACCGACGACUCGCCGGAGUACUCCAUCAUCUCUCUCUUCAUCUCCAUCUCACUCUUCCAACUCUUCCUUUGGAUCAUCACUCUCUUUCCAUGAUAUUCUUGAUGAUCAUAAUUCCCCUAUUAGCCCUACAACUCCUCUUCAAUUCCCAAAAGGUGUACCCUUUUCUUGGGAAAAAAUUCCUGGAAUUCCAAAACAAAUAUUUUCCAAGAAAAAUAACACUACUACUACUCUAGGUCAACUUCUCCCAUUAAUGCCACCACCAUGUGGAAAUGGAAAUAAUGUUCCAAAUAAUUCAUCCAAGAAAAUUACUAGUUUUCUUGAUGAGUUUUCUCCAAGAAAAAAUGUUGCUAAAAGUUUUAGAAAAGAUCCAUUUUUUGCUGCAUUUGUGGAGUGUUCCAAAGAUGAUCAACAACAAUAUGAUGAUGACAUUUGGAAAAAUUCUUCAAAGGUACCAUCAAUAAGAAGUUUAAGUGAUAGAUUUGGAUUCAUUAGCAUGUAUACUUCAUGCAAAAGAACUUGUACAGUCUCUGAAUCCAUUGUUUAUCUUCCAAGAUCAAGAAAUAAUUAUAGUAGGAAGUACUAGUGAUCAUGAGUCAAUAAAGUCCUAGAUCGACAGACAGGCAGAUGCAGAGUCAAGAUUUGAAGUUUAUCAGUUCUAAAGUGAAUCUAUUGCUCGUUUUAGUUAUGGGGUUCACAAUUAUUAAUGAAUUUCCCAGUACAAAUACAGGGUCUAAGCAAAAGCUAGUGAGUUUAUUAGAAUAUGCAUGCCACUAAUAUUGUAGCUCUGGCCCUGUCUACAUAUAGGUUAGGUAAGUGUUACAAUUUCGUCUUCAUUAAUGCAUAGUUAUUUUCAUGAAAUUGUAACCUAUGCUUUCGGUUUUUAUUUUAUUUUUCAUAUUGUAAUUUUUCAUUUGUGGAUUUUAUGUAAUGCAACGUGAGGACAAGUCAAUGUGUUUGUCCAAAAUUAAUUAAUACUAGUACAAUUAUGGGUAUGUUUA